AUGUGUUUUUACAGCUCGAAAGAUUCGCUAAACGAACUGGUCAGGCAAGUGACGGAGCAGACAAGAGCCGAAAUGUCGGCUGCAUUUGGUCCCGAAACAGCCGCACUGCUGGAUACCGGUCUUUUUUUUCGGGGAUUAGGUAUUGCGCGGAAUAUGCCGAGUUUCAAAAAAAAAAAAUUGGAUUUGCCACCGAAACGAAAACGACGUUCGCAGGGUACCGGGAGUGAAUCUUCGCAAUCAGCACAGUCAUAUACGGGCAAAUCUGACAGUAGCAGAAGUACGCCGUCCAUCACUGUUCGUAGUGAAAGUGAAAAACAAGGAAUUUGCUCAGAUGAACAAAGCGUCGAUGACGAGGACCAACAGAGUACCACGGGCCGGUAA
Gongylonema pulchrum is the source of this 381-nucleotide messenger RNA. The record is from the annotation of a GenBank genome assembly. NCBI's taxonomy places the organism in Eukaryota, Metazoa, Nematoda, Chromadorea, Rhabditida, Gongylonematidae.